Molecule: messenger RNA, 1727 nt
Organism: Amoebophrya sp. A120
Lineage: Eukaryota; Dinophyceae; Syndiniales; Amoebophryaceae
Source: the annotation of a GenBank genome assembly
GCGUCGUCUGCCGCUUCUACCAAGCGCAUGAUGUUGAAAAACCGCUGUGCGACACUGGCGGAGGAAGUUUUCCUUUCUGACAGUGAGGAGGCAGCAAGCGCGGAGGACGUGGCGCAGGCGUCCGUCGCGCUGUUGCACAAGUUCGUGGCAGACAGCGAAGGGACGACGAACAAUAGUACCAACACGACUACUUUAGCGGCGGAUACGGAUUCCGUGUUGACCAGGCGCGAAAAAGUCGCGUCGAUGAUGAUAAAAGAACCUACAACCUGUGCUAUUUCGCCAUUAUCAACUUCGCCGAAGGGAGGAAAUCAGUUCAAAUCUACUUCGCCGAGUCCGUCGUCUCGCCGGAUUGGUCGUGGGAACAACCUGCACGACACUACUGCUUCAUCCCCUUCCCGCAAGAUAAACAACAUCGAGGUGGACUCGGGGUACGCUCUCCCCCCCUUGCAGAUCGCGGCCGGGGCGGGGCACCGCGAGGUGUGCGAGUUUUUCGUCGCCGAGUGCGAUUUAGACGUGAAUGUCGUGCACGCCAGAACAGGCACGACAGCUUUGAUGCACGCGUGCCGGUCCGGCGCCACGGACAUUGUGAAACUGCUUCUGGCGCACAAGGCCAUCGUUUUGGUGGAUGAAAAACUACUACCCGAAGACGCCGCGGGCAACGCCGUGGAAAUGCACGAGCGCACGGCAUUACACUUCGCGGCUUUGAGCCGGGAUAGGUACGGCACACUGGAGGCAUUGUGGAGGGCCAUUCGCGAGGGCGGCGGAGGAGGAGGAGGGAGGGAAUUGAUGUUUGCUCUUUCAACUACACAGGAUGGUGGACCACAGGGAACGAAUGGAAAUCCAAAUCCAAAUGGUCGAAACGAGAUGGAGAUUGAGGGUGCUUUUACUGAGAAGUUGUACCACAACGCGGAUGAGUUGGAUUUGACGCCCUUGGACCUCUUGCGAAAAAGACACCUCACUGGGUGGGUGUACGCGGAACGUGGAUCAGGGAAUAAAGAUUUGCUUUCUGCAAGAUCUGGAGGCGACAAUGACAAACUGACUUCUACUUCCGGCACACAGCAGGUGGAUGACAGAGAUGCAAGAACAACUUGUCCGGCCAGUCCGUCGUCAUCGGGAAGACUGGGAAGAACUAUUUCCCCACGGAAAGCAAUGACUUCAACACACGUGAACAACGACGGUAAAAAACAGCCUGGUGACGCGUCGGAGUUUGUGAUGGUCUGCGCACGGUGUCGAGUGAAGAACGCGACGCUGCUGUGUCAGAAGUGCGGGCGCGCGCUCUACUGUUCGACGCAUUGCCAGCACAAGCACUGGCCGCUGCACAAGCGGACCUGUGCAGAGUUGCGGGAGGAGGAGAAAGAGAAGAGGAAAAAUGGAGGUUACUACGCAGUAAACAACAGAUAGAAUUAGAAACUUACGGUACUAGGCAGCCACAGCAAAAUAUAUAAAUAUAAAGUAAAAAGUUGUAGUGUCGCGAUGGAAGAAAGUGCAAGAGUCGACUAUGUAAAAGAGUAGGCUGUGCUGAUCCACUUUUUGAUGUGUACUAAGUUCUAGCAGGGAGUUCCUGUUGCACUCGAUGGUUCCGCACGUCUUGCUGCGUUUGAUUGAAAAAGCCAGCCUCGAACGGAAAAAGCUCUGUAGUCAUACACAAAAAUUUGAUGUUGAUCAAGAACUUCAUCUUCGCAGCAAAUGUGAAAAAGAAGUAGUACCCUUUAUUUGGGCCAAAACUG